CACCGAACACAAGCAACAGACAAGCGAAGAAAAUGUUCUCCCCAAAUAAUACAAACUAUUUUGUUGACAACUCAUCAACUGUUUGUGAUUUUCUGAUGUUUCCCAGUGAACCGUUGACCAUGGAAGCCGUGCCCUUAGCUGCAACGAAAUCCAUGGAGAAGUGCAAGAGAUCCCGCACGGCCUUCACCAGCCAUCAGCUGCUUGAGUUGGAGCGAGAAUUCCAUUUGAACAAAUACAUGUCACGUACACGACGCAUUGAGAUUUCCCAGCGCUUGAAUCUUACCGAAAGACAGGUGAAGAUCUGGUUCCAGAAUCGUCGCAUGAAGAGCAAGAAGCUGGCCAAUAAGCAGGUGUCCAAGGGAGUUCUUACCCCCACAAAAUUGUGCGACAUGCCCUUAAACGACGACCUCCUGGAGCACGAAAAAAUUGUGGAAGUUCUAUUGCAAUAUGUGGAGAGUAUGCCACAACAACAGGCUACGGUAGUGCCCCAAGAGGAAGUGUUCCUACAUCCUACUGAUGUGCCUCUACCUCCUGCUGAUCGGUCCCUCCAACAAGGUCACAUAACGCCUCCCUAUCAGGCGUAUGAUUACCUCCAGGAGUUCUGCCCAGCACCCUUGCCGAUUGCAGAGACUCCCCACAACCAAAUGGAAAAUGGCCAAAAUUGGCCCACCAAUUGGUUUGCGCCUGAAGCAACUUUUGAGCUCCCCCAAGAUCUACAGAUGCCCAGCAGCAAUUCUUACACCCAAGCCGAUUUAAUGGGGCAAAACUUGUGCUGGGAUACGAAUAGUACUUCUUCUGGAGAGUCCUUGGAGGUGGAUUUUGAUUUCAUACAGAAUUUAAUAGACUUUUAA
Messenger RNA from Drosophila subobscura, 851 nucleotides. RefSeq names its product protein zerknuellt 2. Gene Ontology annotation, molecular function: RNA polymerase II cis-regulatory region sequence-specific DNA binding; DNA-binding transcription factor activity, RNA polymerase II-specific. The record is from RefSeq and is a predicted model, not a curated record. Gene Ontology annotation, cellular component: nucleus. The coding region runs from base 33 to 851 and encodes 272 amino acids. Lineage: Eukaryota; Metazoa; Arthropoda; Insecta; Diptera; Drosophilidae. The transcript is spliced from 2 exons. Gene Ontology annotation, biological process: regulation of transcription by RNA polymerase II.